This is a messenger RNA of Orussus abietinus, 2331 nucleotides long. It is a transcript of the gene AspRS-m, whose product is annotated as aspartate--tRNA ligase, mitochondrial. Lineage: Eukaryota; Metazoa; Arthropoda; Insecta; Hymenoptera; Orussidae. Gene Ontology annotation, molecular function: aspartate-tRNA ligase activity; ATP binding; nucleic acid binding. Gene Ontology annotation, cellular component: cytoplasm; mitochondrion. The coding region runs from base 227 to 2185 and encodes 652 amino acids. Gene Ontology annotation, biological process: aspartyl-tRNA aminoacylation. The transcript has 10 exons. The record is from RefSeq and is a predicted model, not a curated record.
AAUAAACCCCCUGCGUUAACCUUCAUAUUUGUUCAGGUUUAUGAUAUGAUACAUAAUAUUCAGACCCGGUCAAACCUCAUAAAAUGGGAAAAUCCAAUUAUAUGGCAAUAAGAACACACGAUAACAAGAAACUGUACGUUUAAAUCAUCGAGCCACCUAGCCGUGAUUAUUCAUUUUCUGACUUGUUAGAUUCUUUGUUUCCAAGUAAAUACUUAAAUGACAUACAAUGUCUGCGAGAAUUCUUAGAAACAAGACAAUAAGUCGUUUACUUGGAAAUGUAUUUUUAAAACAUCAUCCAUCAGUUGUUAACGUUAAUCAUGUAAUUGCAGCAAAUAAUUCCUCAAUGGCAGUAUGUGGUCAAGAAAAGCCUGUAACAAAAAACAUUGGAGUGGAUUUAGAAAAGUCUGGUUCAUCCGUUAAUGAAUUUGUCAAUAGAACGCACACGUGUGGGGAAUUAAAAGCUGAUGAUGUCGGACGAAUAGUCCGGCUUAAUGGGUGGAUGGAAUUUCAUCGAAUGGGAAAGUUCAUAAUAUUGAGAGAUGCUUAUGGCUCAACGCAACUUCUAAUACCUGAUAAUCGAGAGGAUCUCUCUGCAAUUAUACAGAAUUUAUCUUAUGAAAGCGUACUCAGCAUAAUUGGAACGGUUGCAGAAAGACCGGAGAAACAAAAGAAUAAAAAGAUGACAACGGGUGACAUCGAGGUCCUUGUAGAAUCAUUGGAAGUUAUAAAUCAAGCUUUGCCUCAACUUCCUGUAUCCCUAAGACAAUUUAAUAAGUCAAAAGAAGCGAUUCAGAUGCAAUACCGGUACAUAGCACUUCGAUAUCCAGAAGUGCAAAGAAAUUUGAGACUGAGGUCACAAGUCAUAAUGAGGAUGAGAGAAUACCUUAUUCACAGCAAUUUUGUGGAUAUCGAGACACCGACUCUCUUUGGUAGAACUCCUGGAGGAGCACAGGAGUUUGUAGUACCAACGCGGCAACCCGGGAAAUUUUAUUCUCUUACACAGAGUCCACAGCAAUUGAAACAAUUGUUAAUGAUAGGUGGAUUCGAUAAGUAUUUUCAAGUGGCGAGGUGUUACCGAGACGAAGGGAGCAGAUCCGACAGGCAACCUGAGUUUACACAGCUGGAUAUUGAAAUGUCAUUCGUCAAUCGUGAUGGAGUACUCAACAUGACAGAAAAUUUAUUACAACGAAGCUGGCCAGAAGAAUUAGGAUGCGCAGAAAUACCAUUUAAGAGAAUAACAUAUAAAGACUCAAUGGAACUGUAUGGAACUGACGCGCCUGAUUUGAGGAUACCAUUUGAGAUGAAAAAUGUUACAGACUUAAUCGAGCUCUCUGAUGAUCUGUCAGCGAAACUUGAUCCUAUCUCAAGGGAAACAUUUGGAGCAUACGCAAUAGUCUUUCCGAAUAAACAUGAGACCUUUACGAAUUCAUGCAAGCAGCAAUUUAGUGAAAUAUCAAGAUCUCUAUUCAAUGGUGUAAGAUUAUUGCAGAUAAAAGCGAUAGGAAGUUUAUGGACAUCGAAGUUGAGUGAAUUGUUUUCCCCUAAUUCUGUAGGAAAGCUUCAAGAAACAUUGAAAUUAAAAACCGGAGACGUCUUGUUUCUGGCAUUUGGUCGAAAAGUAGACGCAAAUGGAUUAAUUGGAAAGUUACGAGUAACCUUUACGAACAUCCUGGAGUCUAAAGGAAAGAAAAUAAGAUCUGAAGGAUACCAUUUUGCAUGGAUCGUAGACUUUCCCUUAUUCUCUAUUGCGGAAGCAACAGGAAAACUUGAAUCGACUCAUCAUCCUUUUACGCAGCCACAUCCUGACGACCUGCAUAACCUCGAAAAGGAUCCCUUAAACGUUCGCAGUCUGAGUUAUGAUCUCGUAUUGAAUGGCAGUGAGGUCGGUGGUGGAUCAAUUCGAAUUCACGACACAGAAUUGCAGACCAAAGUUCUCAGUAUGCUAAACAUCGAUGAGUCAAAGCUUUCGUACUUCCUCCAUGCUCUUUCGAGUGGUGCACCUCCCCAUGGUGGAAUAGCACUUGGCUUGGACCGUUACAUGUCAAUAUUAUGCGAUGCACCAAGUAUACGAGAUGUAAUUGCUUUCCCAAAAACUGUGGAAGGGCGCGACAUGAUGACAGAAGCGCCACAUUUAAUCUCCGACGAGGAAAAGGAAUUUUAUUAUAUAAAAACAUUAGAGAAAUAAACGAAAAACAUAAAUAAUUACGUCUUCCUGAUUGUAUGAAUUUCAUUCAUCUUAAGGGCUGUCGUGUAUGAGCUGUUGCAUGUGUAGUGUUAUGAAAAAAACGAAAAAAGAAGAAAGAAAGAAAAAUAGACACGUUCGAAAGGCUU